Molecule: messenger RNA, 1314 nt
Organism: Dothidotthia symphoricarpi CBS 119687
Lineage: Eukaryota; Fungi; Ascomycota; Dothideomycetes; Pleosporales; Dothidotthiaceae
Product: alpha/beta-hydrolase
Exons: 4
Coding region: 50-1237 (395 amino acids)
Biological process (GO): epoxide metabolic process
Molecular function (GO): epoxide hydrolase activity
Source: RefSeq, a predicted model, not a curated record
CUUGCCUUAAAACGUUUGACAAAGUAGCCAUUGAACUCCAUCAUUUAUCAUGACUGAAAUCAAAUCAUUCAACCCCGAGAUCCCGAAGGAGGAAGUCGAUCGUCUGUUCCGCAAGCUGGCAGAUACUCGUUUACCGAAAGAACCAAUUGUACCUGAUGCAGGUGAAGACUAUGGUCCCUCGCUAGAAUGGACCAAUAAGCUCUACAACCACUGGCUGCACAAGUACUCCUGGGCUGAUGCACAGGCGCAAAUAUCCGAGUGGAAGCACUACACUACCUCAAUCGAAGGCCUGAACGUCCACUUCAUCCAUGAGAAAGCGCGUGUGCGUCAGAACGAAGCAAUUCCACUACUCCUCAUCCACGGCUGGCCUGGCACAUUCUUCGAAUUCCAAAACGUAAUGCAUCCUCUGCUCUCGCCCUCUGAUCCAAAAUCUCCCGUCUUCGAUCUGAUCGUUCCCUCCCUCCCGGGCUUCUGCUGGUCUCAAAGUGGCCCUCGUGGCUGGAAGCUCCAAGACACAGCGCGCAUCUACGACACGCUCAUGAAAAGACUGGGCUACACAUCCUACGCCACACAAGCAGGUGACUGGGGGCAUUGGGUGGUAAGAGAACUCGGCUCCGGCCGCUACAACGCAUGCAAAGCCGUACACACAAACAUGUGUCCCGGCGCUCCUCCUCCCGACUACAAGAUGAACGAGAAGGAACAAGCAUCCAUGGACCGCGCGCAGUGGUUCAUGGGUGAGAAACUGAAUGAGGGACAUAUGAGCUAUGCCAUCUCCAUGCGCACACGUCCGCAGACGAUUGGAAUAGCGUUCAACGACAACCCCGUAGGCAUAAUGAUGUUUGUUGGCGAGAAGUACAAUGAGCUUGCUGACCCGCAUCUCGGGACUGCGACACUGGAGAAUGAGCAGUUUGUAAACGAUAUUUGCACUACGCUCUCACUGUAUUUUUUUACGCCGCCGAGUAUCAUGACGAGCAUGCUGUGCUACUACAACAAUGUGCGGCAUGAGGAGUAUACCGAGUUCGACGCGAAAGAGGAAAACCUGAUACGAGUACCACUGGGAGUUACCACGUUUCCGUUCGAUGCGUUCCCAGCCCCAAAGGCUGGUGUUGAAACCACGACGACAAAUUUAAAGUUCUUCAAAGAGAGGGAGUCUGGUGGGCACUUUGCAUGUAUGGAGCGUCCUAAUGAGAUGGUUGAGGAUAUGCGCGAGUUCUUCGGAAAGUAUUACGAAGCGUAGAGAUCGGAGCAUUGGAUGUUCGAUCUGGACAAGGCGAGUUUGAUCGGAUAUAGAUGUGUAUAAGUAAUGAUGGAUUU